Messenger RNA from Salvelinus sp. IW2-2015, 1087 nucleotides. RefSeq names its product zinc finger and BTB domain-containing protein 5-like. The record is from RefSeq and is a predicted model, not a curated record. Lineage: Eukaryota; Metazoa; Chordata; Actinopteri; Salmoniformes; Salmonidae.
AUGAGUUGUAUAAACGGUGAGGAUGAGAGUCUACAACUAGGGUGUAUGAGUGAUGAUGAUGUCUACAACAGGUCGGACAGGCCCAGGCAGAGGCCCCGCCCCUCCGGACCCCACGGGGAUGAGGAAGCGGGACUACUCUCCCCCGACUCCCACAAGACGGGGGAGGAGACCAGACUGGACGGGGAGAUCACCGGCCUAGUAAGGGGCGUAUCCCAGGAUGACUCCCAGAUGCCCAGCCAAUCGGACAGCGGACGCUGCGAAGGGGAGGAGCAAGGGAUGGCGGAGGAGGGGGGUGUGGGGAAGGAGUCCCUGGAUGGAGGGAGUCACCAUGGUGAUGGGGUGGAGGUGAAGAUAACUGAGGAAGAGGAGGAGGAGGAGGAAGUACGGGAGCAACAGGGACAGGUGGUGGUCAAGUGUGAGCCUCUGAGCUCCCCAGAGCCAGCUGAUGACAUCACCAUCCAGGGUAGCGACCAGCUGGGACCUGGAGGAGGUAGAGGAAGAGGAGGAGGAGAGGAGGAGAAGGUAGAACUGAGCCCACAGAGCAGCGACCAACAGCCUCUCCGGCCCAGCUCCCAGCUCCUGCUGAAAGGAGGUCUUGGUGGGGGGAGUGGAGGUGGUUUUGGCUCUAGUAGCCAUCUCGAUGGGAAGUCUGGUUUUAGGAUUUCUAGCUUCCUCGGCGCCAAGGUCUUUGGAAGCGGAGGGGCGGGGGUCGAUGCCGGGGACGACGACCUCAACACGACAACCGGCGAGGCGAUGGCAGCGGCACAUCGRUUCCUGCUGAGCCCGGAACACUCUGGGACCAAUAACUCCGCCUCGAUGCUCCGUCCCGGGUCGGCCAACCACCUGCACCUGCUGGGUGGCGACGGUCUCGGGGGAUUCUCUACAGACGCCGAUUCGCUCUUCCUGCGUCCCCUGCAUGACGGGCUGGGAAACCCCAGGGGAGGAGGGGGGUUUCCAGACCCGUUUUCUCUGGACUUCCAGCGCUCCAGCCUGGGCCUGCACUCCCUGGCCCGUGCCUCUAGAGGGGGCUCCCUGGGCUUUCCUGGAUACCGCCGCAUCGCACCUAAAAACGACCACACGGGAGGAG